UUGCUGCUGAUGCCAGUGUUCGCAAUGGGACUGACCAUAGACAAAGAAAGUGGUGGCUACCAUGACGUACUUGUGGCCAUUGAGGAGUCCGCCGAGCUGAACGAAGCGGUCGUCGAGGCAAUUAAAGUGCUGCUGCGCGCUGCCUCGUGGUCUCUGCACCGGGCGACGGGGGGCCGCGUCCACCUGGCCAGCGUGACGUUGGCGGUUCCGCGGCACUGGCCCCGGCGUCCCGGUGUCCAGCAGGUGCCCCACGACCCGUGGCCCAGGGCCGACAUCCGCAUCGUGAAUGGAGGAACCGGAUCGCUGUGGCCGCAGCUGCAUGCGCCCAGCGCCCUGCACGCGGGCGCCUGCGGACAGCGCGGCGAUCACGUGCUGCUGCCACUGGCCGCGCUGCCGACGAAGUGGUCGUCGAACGAGACGGUCAGUGCCGCCGGCUACCAACUGGCGCGGGAGUGGGCCCGUUACCGGUACGGAGUGCUCGGCGAGUUCGCAACCGCUGACGACGUCUGGUAUCCGGAGGACAGGUGCCACGGCACGUUUCCCACCGCCUGCGCCAACGCCUCCAUAAACGCGCCAGGCGGCCUGCAGUGGGUUGAGCAGCCCUGCAACCGGAUGUCCGCCUGGCAGCUGAUCACCAGCAGUGACGAUUUUAAAGGACUUCACUCAUGGAAGAAUAAUGAACCAAACGUGACAACUUUUCGAGAAAUACAACAAAAUAUCUCCAUAGGAAGACACUUGGUUAUAAUUUUUGAUGUUUCAUAUACAAACAAGGACACCACUUCGUUGGCCGCUCUCAAGGAGGCCAUCGCCUCAGUCCUCGUCGACAAGCUCACCGAUGGAGCCUUGGUUUCGCUUGUGUAUUUCGCCCAUGGCAGCAGCCUGCACAGUGGCCCCGUAGCGUUGAGCAACGCCACACGGAGUGACAUCGCCAACAGAAUGCUUGAAGUGCCAGUGGAGGGACCUACUUGCACUCUCUGUGGACUACGUUUGGCGCUACGACUACUGAGCUCCGUACAUGGACAGAGUCCCGAAGGGAGCCUGGUUGUCCUGUUCAGUGACGGCAAGGCCCUCAGAACACCGUCGUCCUCGGCUGAAGAGAACAGUGACGGCUUCCUUUCAGUGGUCCCACAUUUCCGACGGGCAAAGGUGUUCAUUACCACCAUCGCGGUAGGCGCCGCCGCGUCGGCGGAUCUCGAGAAACUGGCCCUGGAGACCGGAGGCAGAACAUUCGCCAUCUGCGAUACAAACGCCGCGGCAGAAAGACGGAGCUGGAUAGGGGUGCAGGAUGCCCUUUUGGACACCACAGAUGAGCUUUCCUCUAAAUUAAACGCCGUGCGUCACGAAAGCUUGGCUCUCCUCUCUGGAAUCGGCGACAGGCAUAGCUCGGGCCUCUUAGGGGCGCGAAGCGGUUUGUGCUUCGAAGACUCGAUCACGCUGAGGGUUCGCGUGCCAGAGUACGUAGACUCGUACAGGGCCGCCCUGGUGUUUGCGUCUCUCACAAAGGGACUGUGCCCGGUGGUUCGCGCCAACGUCAGAGGGUUCGUGUUCUUCCAGGACAACAGCACCGGCGAAGAGUUCUUACUCCACGACUCGGGACUCGGCGAAGAUGUCUACGCCCAUGACGGUGUUUACACGGGCCAGCUCACGAAGCUCCAUGGCAAGGGCCGCUACAGCAUCGCCAUCGAAGUCAACAACAAGUCGCAGACACAGUUUCUCGACUGGGUCACGAAUGAGGUUCCAAAAGAAUCGCCUAUUGUAGCAGGUGAACGUGCAUCCACGGACAACUCCCUGGCGGGUAUGCGUGGCCAUUCCACGGGCGCAUUCUCGGAGACGUCAGCGGAGCACCCACUGUUCGUAAACGAAGACGUGAAGGAGAGCCAUGUGCCACCUGGCAGGGUUCGGGACCUGAGUGCUUCCUUCGACACGCACGAAGGCCGCCCCACUGCUCGUCUCUCCUGGACGAUGCCCGGUGCACACGCCUUUGAAGGAACCGUCUCGUCACUCGAUGUCCGGUCAUCUCGGAGCAUCCAGACGAUGCUCGACUUCUUCCACAACGCCACUGCAAUCUCAAAGCGCGACCUUGUCUCCGGCUCGCUGACCCCACUACCAGCGUUUUCACGUCAGCAGGCAACCGUUUCCAUCCCGUCUACCGUCAUUUUCGACCCUAACGAAGACCAAGCACCUGCGGCGUUAUCAGCUAGACAAGCUCAUUCGGCGUCUGGCCACAACGUCUACUUCGCCCUGGUCACCACCAACGCCGAUGGUUCGCGGUCCGAAGUCUCCAACUUGGCGAACGUAUUCGUCCCUGCUAAUCUUACCGUCCCAGCAGGUACAGCGAUCGCUUUGGCAGGCGCCGCUGCGUUGGUCCCGGAAGGAAUGUUGGUUGACAAAAGCGAUUCCCAAGGCACAGAUGCGUCGCUGCCGACAGAGCCAUCAGGGUCCUCCAUGCCAUCACCUUUUGAGGAACCGUCGACCACACCGGAUUUGCUAACGCCUUCGCCACAACCUUCAGAAGCUGUCACCUCUCCUCCUGCAGGUCCAGAAACACCUGAGUCCGCGAUGUCUUCGACGGAAAUAAUGAAAGAGAGCGCUGAUGAAGAAAUCAAACCACAGAAAACAACUGCCUCUGUCCCUACCACUAAGAAAAAGAGAGAGACAACUGCCUCUGUCGCUACUACAAAGGAGGCCCCAGCUUCAACCUGGCAGAGCGCGGCAUCGUCCGCUUGGGUGAACGCGUCUGAAACUGACCAGAAUGCGACCGCACCGCCUAUAGAUGAGAAGAAAGCAGUGCACAAGGACGGCCAAGAGGAGGACGACGAUGGCACUUUUCGGGCCUGGAUACUGUUUGGCGCGUUCAUGGUGGCGUGUCUUCUCAUCUGUGCUAACUUGGCAUUCCUGUACUGCAGGGCCCAGUACGAAGUGGACGAAGGCCCGCCCAGCCCUGGUACAACUUCGGGUUUUGACACCUUCUAGUGAAGGUCGAAAUAAAACUGAAGAACAAUAAGGUAAUGAGAGAAACGGUGUGAACGACUUCUCCGUACGCUUUAAUGUUUAUGCAGCAACGAAAACGCAGAAAAGGUGUCCCGCUUUUAUGGGGCGUGGAGUUACGUCCAUACCAAGUUUUUUAAAGCAAGGUUGGAAAGCUCAAGCGUCAAAGCACUCUGGAUAUUUGUGGUGAGAAAUGGAGCUGUAGCUAAAUGCGGCGCAGCCUUUUGUGGUUAUGCAGCCAGAGCUAUUCGAGUAGAACUGUCGCAGAGAUGGGCGGCUGCAUCGAGCGGUCAGAGAAUUAGCUCGUGCUUUGAACAGCGGCAUUGCUUGUACUUUGCUAGAUACGUGAUCAUCCUUAUUGCCCACUGCUAUACUCUUAAGUUCUUACGAAUCAGACAACGGUUUGA
This is a messenger RNA of Dermacentor silvarum, 3395 nucleotides long. Its product is annotated as calcium-activated chloride channel regulator 1-like. The coding region runs from base 10 to 2973 and encodes 987 amino acids. Lineage: Eukaryota; Metazoa; Arthropoda; Arachnida; Ixodida; Ixodidae. The record is from RefSeq and is a predicted model, not a curated record. The transcript is spliced from 11 exons.